GUUUAUGUUGCCGUUAUAAUGGAAUUUAAUAGCAUUAAUAGUAAGUCCGGCAGAGGAGAGCUCUUUCUUAAGAUGGAAUUCCCCUUUGUUUAUGAAUUUUCUCCUGUUUACGAAAUCGUCAUGUUCAUUCAAUUUGUACAAUUAUUGAGCAACGCUUGGGUAAUUGGGAUGCUGGAUGCACUGAUUAUGACAUUGAUAUUUCAUAUAAGCGGGCAGAUAGAUAUUGUGUGCCAAGGGUUGCUCGAACUUUUCUCAAAAGACUAUGAAUAUAAAUCGUAUAAGGAUGCGAAGAGCGCCGUUAUCUGCAAGCAUCAAAAUGUCAUUGCGUUCUCAGAUAAUAUCGAAAAUCUUUUCUCAAAUAUUGCGUUAAUGCAGUUUUUUACAAACACGCUUGUCAUAUGUUGUAUAGCAUUUGUUAUUUUGAUAUCGAUUGACGGUAACAAAGGAUUUAAUAUGUUGUUGAAAUCUUUAUUCUUUUACAUCGCUAUUACUUUGGAGGCGUUCAUCUUUUGCUUUGCUGGAGAAUAUCUUAGCAAUAAGAGCAAAUCAGUCGCAAACGCAGCUUACGAGACUCUGUGGUAUGAUGCAGAACCUAGCGAAAGUAGAAAUUUAUUAAUUUUAAUAUUGAGAUCACAAAAACGACUGACAUUAACAAUUGGAAAAUUUAAUGAUUUAUCGUUGGAAGUUUUUGCAUCUAUUUUGAAAGCUUCUGCCUCUUACGUGUCGGUGCUACUUGCAAUGUCUUGAUUAACAAAAGGAUAUUAAUUGCAAAGUCUACAUAAACAUAUAUAUAUGUUUGCAUAUUA
Molecule: messenger RNA, 806 nt
Organism: Acromyrmex echinatior (Panamanian leafcutter ant)
Lineage: Eukaryota; Metazoa; Arthropoda; Insecta; Hymenoptera; Formicidae
Product: 4-vinylanisole receptor-like
Biological process (GO): detection of chemical stimulus involved in sensory perception of smell; sensory perception of smell
Cellular component (GO): plasma membrane
Molecular function (GO): olfactory receptor activity; odorant binding
Source: RefSeq, a predicted model, not a curated record